Stegodyphus dumicola is the source of this 530-nucleotide messenger RNA. RefSeq names its product toxin MIT1-like. The record is from RefSeq and is a predicted model, not a curated record. NCBI's taxonomy places the organism in Eukaryota, Metazoa, Arthropoda, Arachnida, Araneae, Eresidae.
UUUCGCCUGUUUCAGAAUGGGAAUAUAAAGGCGAUCAACUCAUACAAUUGUGAUUAGGUGAUAUCUGGAUCUUUCAGAAGCUCCUUCAAUUGUGAUUUGCAUUUCAGCGAAAAAUGAAGUGGUUAAUUUUAGCUUUCUGCCUCGCUUGUGCAGUACAAGUGGCUGUUAGCAAGAAAUGCAACUCUGCAGAGGAUUGCGGGGAAGGUGAAUGCUGCGUUAGUUAUGUAUUCGUGUCCUCUUGCCAAAAAUUAAGAAAUGAGGGAGAGUCCUGCACACCUUUGGUAAAGGAAAGUGAUCAGAAUCCGGACAAGUACCACUUCCAGUGCCCUUGCAAAGAAGAUCUUAAAUGUGUUGCUACAUAUAAGCUCAAAAUUGGAGAACACACAAUAAGGCUCAGACCCAAAUGUCUGAAACCAGAUGAAGAAGAUUUGGACACAACUCUCGAACCAUUUGGGACACCUGAGGCUGAGUAAAGCUACAAACUUACAACAGUCAAAUUUUGUUUCCGAAUAAAGUAGCUAGCUUUGUUA